Messenger RNA from Oryzias melastigma (Indian medaka), 3105 nucleotides. It is a transcript of the gene lonp2, whose product is annotated as lon peptidase 2, peroxisomal. Gene Ontology annotation, biological process: protein processing; protein quality control for misfolded or incompletely synthesized proteins; protein targeting to peroxisome. Gene Ontology annotation, cellular component: peroxisomal matrix. Gene Ontology annotation, molecular function: ATP-dependent peptidase activity; ATP binding; serine-type endopeptidase activity. Bases 115 to 2640 code for a protein of 841 amino acids. The transcript has 17 exons. NCBI's taxonomy places the organism in Eukaryota, Metazoa, Chordata, Actinopteri, Beloniformes, Adrianichthyidae. The record is from RefSeq and is a predicted model, not a curated record.
UUAUUUUGAAAGCACCAGGCGGAAGUUGUCGGUGACCUCUUUUUGACGUUCAUAACAGUCCCCGAUUUACCGAGUUUUAUUUCACAAACAUUACCGUCUUCUGUCGCCAUUAAAAUGUCCUCUGGCGGCGGAAUUCAGAUACCGAGUCGUCUCCCGCUCCUGCUCACCCACGAAGACGUGCUCCUGCCGGGCUCCACGGUCAGGUUCAGCGUGGACUCCCCGCGGAACAUGCAGCUGGUGAGCCAGCGGCUCCUAAGGGGGACGUCGCUGAAGAGCACCAUCAUAGGAGUCAUCCCCAACACCAGAGACCCCGAGCAGGACAGCGAGGACCUGCCCACGCUGCACAAAAUCGGAACCGCGGGGAUCGCGGUGCAGGUGGUGGGCAGUAACUGGCCCAAGCCCCACUACACCCUCCUCAUCACCGGGCUGUGCCGCUUCAAGGUGUCCAGCCUCCUGAAAGAGCGGCCCUUUGUCCUGGCAGAGGUGGAGCAGUUGGAUAAACUGGAGCAGUACACAACAUCCACCACAGAGGGCGCUACAGCAGAGGAUGGAGAUCUGGGGGAGCUGUCCCAGAAGUUCUACCAGGCGGCCGUUCAGCUCUUGGGCAUGUUGGACAUGUCUGUCCCAGCCGUGGCCAAGUUCCGGCGCCUGCUGGACAGCCUGCCCAGAGAAACGCUCCCGGACGUGGUCGCCUCCAUGAUCCGCACCUCCAACAAGGAGAAGCUGCAGGUUCUGGACGCAGUGAGUCUGGAGGAGCGCUUCAGGAGAACCCUGCCCAUGCUGACCAGACAGAUCGAGGGUUUGAAACUGCUGAAGAAGAGCAGGAAGAUGACCCCUGAUAGUGAGAAAAGGGUUUUGUCCAUCCGCAAAGGCGGCACGUUUCCAGGGCGACAGUUCAGUCUGAAUCAAGACGAGGAUAGUGAAGAUGAUGGUGAUGAUACAGCCUCUCUGGAGAAGAAGGUUCAUGGAGCCAACAUGCCUGAAGCUGCACUCAAAGUUUGCCUUAAAGAACUCAAGAGACUGAAGAAGAUGCCUCAGUCGAUGCCCGAGUACGCUUUGACCAGGAACUACCUGGACCUGAUGGUGGAGCUGCCUUGGAGCAGAAGCACAAAAGACUGCCUGGACAUCCGUGCCGCUCGCGUUCUGCUGGAUAACGAUCACUACGCCAUGGACAAGCUGAAGAGGCGAGUGCUGGAGUACCUGGCUGUCAGACAGCUGAAGACUUCACUGAAGGGCCCCAUUCUUUGCUUCGUCGGGCCUCCAGGAGUCGGGAAGACAAGUGUGGGACGUUCCAUCGCUAAGACCUUGGGCAGGGAGUUUCACCGCAUCGCUUUAGGAGGCGUCUGCGACCAGUCUGACAUCCGAGGACACAGGCGAACAUAUGUAGGCAGCAUGCCGGGCCGAAUUAUCAACGGUUUGAAGACAGUUGGAGUCAAUAAUCCCGUUUUUCUGUUGGAUGAAGUGGACAAACUGGGGAAAAGCCUGCAGGGAGAUCCUGCGGCUGCACUCCUAGAGGUCCUGGACCCGGAGCAGAACCACAGCUUCACAGAUCAUUACCUGAAUGUUGCCUUUGACCUGUCCCAAGUGCUCUUCAUUGCGACUGCAAACACCACGGCAACCGUUCCCCCAGCACUACUGGACAGGAUGGAGGUCCUGCAGGUUCCAGGAUACACCCAGGAAGAAAAGGUGGAGAUAGCUCACCGUCACCUGAUCCCAAACCAGCUGGAGCAGCACGGAUUAACACCCCAGCAGCUGCAUAUUCCUCAGGACAGCACGCAGGAUAUAAUCUGCAGAUACACCCGCGAGGCUGGAGUUCGCUCUCUGGAGAGGAAGAUCGGAGCGAUCUGCCGAGCUGUGGCUGUGAAGGUCGCUGAAGGUCACAGACUCCCAGAGACGGACGCCUCCACCUCGGAGACUUCGCCACAGCAAGAAGAUAAAGCCGCUCCACCAGAGAUGCCUAUAGUGAUCGAUCAGAUGGCCCUGAAGGACAUCCUCGGACCUCCUCUUUUUGAGUUGGAGGUGUCGGAGCGGCUCACCCUGCCCGGCGUGGCGCUGGGUUUGGCCUGGACGCCGCUCGGCGGGGAAAUCAUGUUCGUGGAGGCCAGUCGGAUGGAAGGAGAAGGUCAGCUGACUCUGACGGGUCAGCUGGGAGACGUAAUGAAAGAGUCGGCCCAUCUGGCCAUCAGCUGGCUCCGAGCGAACGCUAAGACCUACCAGCUCACCAACAUGGUCGGAGCUCCAGAUCCUCUCGAGGGAACAGACAUCCACCUCCACUUCCCCGCUGGCGCCGUCACCAAGGACGGCCCCUCUGCUGGUGUUACCAUAGUAACCUGUCUGGCCUCGCUGUUCAGCGGCCGAUUGGUCCGGUCGGACAUUGCUAUGACGGGGGAGAUCACUCUGAGGGGGCUGGUGCUGCCGGUGGGCGGGAUCAAGGACAAAGUCCUGGCAGCUCAUAGGGCCGGAGUAAAGCGGGUCAUCCUCCCGAAGCGCAACGAGAAGGACCUGGAGGAGCUUCCGGCUAACGUCCGAGCUCAGCUGGACUUUGUCACCGCUGGAAACCUGGACGAGGUGCUGAACGCCUCGUUCGAUGGAGGGUUUCCUGGUGCUCAGGCUCACCCCCACGUCAGCAGCAAACUAUAGCAGAGUCACUGUAAUCUGAUGAAACUAAUUGCUUUAAUGUUGAAAAAAUCAACUAAAAUUCAGAAAACUCAGCUGACAGAAAGUCUGAAAACGAACUGCUGAUAGUAUUAGUGCACUUUUUGACAGAAGCCAGCUCUCAUUCUCAGUGUGACUGCAGUUUACCUGAACUUAGAAGCAGGUAGAAGAGCAAAAAGGAUUCAAGUUCACAUGAGUAGCAGGACCACUUCAGAAACCACGUCCUUAGUGAAGUUUAACCAAGGUGUUGGUUUUUGCAGGCGUGUCUGAUUCUGUUUAGGAGUCACAGGUCCACAGCAACCAUACAAUGUUAUUUCUAGCUGAGGCUGAUUAAUGUUUGUUGUGAUUUAGUCUGAGCUAAUAAACAUUUUGUAAUUUCCUUAGCAACUAAUUUUUACACCUGACUCACCUGCAUCUUUAAAGAGAGCAAUAAAUGACAGAUGUUAUGUG